GAAAAGAGAAGGGGUCAUACAGGUAGCAGAAAUGGAGGGUGUGUUUGCACCUCAACCAUAACUGAGCCAGUUUAGGCUAAACCUGACUCCCCCUUACUCCAACCAACAGGGAGGGAGGAAGGCACACAUGCAGGUGUGAUUCAUCUCCCUCCAUUCUGUUGAUGCUAAACCUGAGGACCCUUCUGUAGAAACUGCAGCUACUGGUCCACGUUCGGAAGCCUUCCUCGUUUCCAAGCAGAAAUCAGCCAGAGACGGGCCAGGUUCUGCUGCAGAGAUACAGAAAAUAAUCCAACUGAGUCCAUUCCACAUCACUCCGGUUCUUUUGCAGAGACAGAUCACGUUUUAAUAGAACAUAAGUCAUUAAUGGGUUUUCUGUUUGAGGAAACUUCACUCCAUCCUGAGGAAGUACAGAGCAACAGCAGAGAGCAAUGGUGCAACCCAUUGUAUGGUUCUGAACUGUUUGGAUAAGAGCAACCAGAUCAUAACUACAGAAAAAAAGAACCAAGAGGCUCCUGGAUCUUCCCUGAGGAACAGAAUGGGGAUUUAAGAGUCUUGCUUCUGAGAACCACCAGACGUUUCAGACAUAGGAAGGCCUCCAACUAGACCCUGGAGUCUCCUGAGAAGAUAUUUCCCUGGAAUGUCUUGGAAAAAUGUCAAAACAUUUGUUGUGUUUGGGCCUGCAAACUGCUCAGAUGGUCUAUGCUGAGCUGGGACCACUAUCCAAAGCUCCUACAGUAGGAAUAUCAGAACUGGACCACAGAGCGAUGAACCGAAGGAAGAAGGUGUCCUUGUCUGAUGGAUAUUGGCCCUCGGUCCGUCUGUUUCCCAAAGAAGACAUGGCACCAGGAUGCACAAUGGCAUCAAGGUGAUCCAGUGAGGGCAGUUUAGAUAAAGUUCUGCUGGGAGACCUCAGGUCCGACAUUCUUGUAGGUGUCAGUUUUUGUCAUGGAGCCCCUACCUGAACAUGGUUCCUGACAGAGUCCAGUCACUGAGCCAGAAUUUUCUGACGGCUUCUUCCAGCAGGAUAAGGCCCCCUGUUGGGUUGCAGGAAUACCGACCCUCUGGUUCCUGAAGAUCUGAUCAGGUUGCAUGAACCGAAGUUAGUCUCUGCAGUAAUACUUGGUCUUUCAGGCCUCCGUUAUGUUCAGAUGGCCCAGUUUCGCAGGAACCUGUUGGUUCUUCAUCCUCUUUAAACCAGGUGAGAAACACAUCAAACAUCCAGGAGACCAAGAAUCAUUAAUGAAGGUGAAACCCAGACUUGAUUGGAGUCAGAGCCAUCAUGAAGAAUUACAGCCACUGGUUACCAGUAUGAGCAGCAUGAACCCGUCUCAGGAGAGACCAGGGCUGGUUCAAAUCGUUGGACCAGGAGAAGCGGAUCAGUUUCCCAGGUUGGAAUAAGACCGUCCUUUGGAACCAGUGGAGGAUUUGUCCGGGGUCAACUGGAACAAUGGGAGUUGUCCUCAUCCUGGUUGGAUAAGGUCUGAGCAACUGCAUGAAAAUCCUUCAGGAAUGUGUUUGUGAAGAAGGUUUCUGCUCUCUGGCUUCCAGUCUUCUGUGAUUACUGUAAUCCGGUCAGAGCACCUUAACUCCUCACAGCUGAGAGUCAGACAGGAACAGGUGGCUGGGCGCCUCCUGCUCCUCCUCCUGUUUCUCCUCACAGUCACACUCUCUCUGCUCAGCCCGGCUGCUUGUUGAGAUGAAGAUCAGCGGGCCCCCUCACUCAGUGGGGAGCUAACAGAACCCAGAGCUUUGUCUGCCAGGCUGCAGAGCAGAGAGGCAGAUAAGAAGAAAGGAUCAGAGGAGGAGGUCACUCCUGCUGGGAAACGUAGCUGCAGUGGGAAUAAUGGGAGCUUCUUAUGGAAAGAAGAAGUCGUACAGCAUCGACCACGAGCCUCUAUCCAAGCAGGAGUGUGUGAAGAACAGAAAGCAGCCGAAUGGCAGAGCCUCAACAAACUCUGACCUGCAGCGGCAUCGUUGCGAUGAUAUCCAUAGGAGGCCGUCCCCGGCGUCCAGCUACAUCCCCCCACCCGAUUAUAUGGACGGAGAUGAGGAUGAGGACCUGAUCAAGCCCAAGAAGCUGGUGAAUCCCAUCAAAGCUUCUAGAAGCCACCAGGAGCUUCACAGGGAGCUGCUGAGCAGCUGCAGACGCGGGGGCAGCGGUGUGGAGACCAAACCGGAGCUGCAGAGGGUUCUGGAGUCCAGGAAAAGGGAUCAGUUGAUCCGACAGAGGAAACAGGAAGAAGAAGCUCGCAGGAAGAUUUCCCCUCUGGAAGCCGAGCUGCUGAAGAGACACAUGAAGCUGGAGGAGUCUGCAGGGAAGCUAAUGCAGAUCUGGAACAUUGACUGGAUGAUCAGGUUCAGACCAUCUGGAUCAGUUUGAACCUGCUGUCGUGUUCAGAGACAAAGAGCUCUGCUGGACCGUCAACAGGAACAGCAGCAGGAGGAGAACCUGAGAGCUCCAGAGUUUGUUAAAGUUAGAGAAAAUCUGAGACGGACGUCCUUCCAUGCAGACGAGGAGGUGUAGAGAUGGAGACACAAAGUGUCCAAAGGACAAAAUGAGGACAGGAUGCUCUGAGGACAUAAGCAGAGUGUCCCUAUUAAGACUCUGGGAGGAAAGCGACAGCAGCAGCUGUGAAACUUUCUCACAUUGAUCACUGAUCAAUCAGCUCUGAUAGAAAAACUGAUUAAUGCUAAUGUUUCCUAAUCAUGAUGAUGAUUUCAGUGUAAGACAGCUGCUGCCACCUAAUGGUCAGCUUGUAGACAGCAGCACCUGGGUAAGCAGGUAGAACCACCUGAGGAGGAGGAUGAUGGACCUGAAUGCUGUUCUUCAUCAACUUGAUGUUUUAUAGUUCCUCCUACUUUGAUCAGGUGGACAGAAAAUCUGCUCUUAUUGGUCAGGAUGAUCCUCAGGUAUUUCGCCUGAAACUGACAUCAUCAAACAGCGUCAGCAGGUUGUUCUUCUGCUCCUCUGAUCAGUACACUUCUUCUUCUUUGUGCCUUUUCUAACAGGAACCUGUCUUCUGUGUAGAGGCUCCUGCUGCAGAACGAGAAACAUGUUCAAAUCAAAGGAGUUAAUCAGCUGUUAAAUGAUACAGAGACAUUUUUAAACAUGUAAUCAUGUGAGAUCUAUGCUUUAGAGCUAAGUUCUGGGACUUUAAUAGAAAUCAGAUUUAUGUUCCUGUAGGAACAGCUGCUAACAUCUGGUCCGCUCAGCAGCAGCCUGCUGGGAUCUCCAGUGUUGUGUUGAGGGUGUAUGAACUUAAAGAGACCUGAGGAAACUGGGAUCUGCUCAAUGUGGAGACAAGAACCUUCCUGUUAGACUGAGAACAUCUGCAGAGUUUUUCCACAGAUCUUUCAUUUCUCUGAGCACCAUCGGUACAGCAGGAUUAACAGGUGUGUUACAUUGUGUUCAGAUUAUAUAAAGUAGGGUUUUGUUAACUAAGGUUAUGCCUGAAUAAAUCUUUAUUAAAGCUGC
Messenger RNA from Girardinichthys multiradiatus, 3475 nucleotides. RefSeq names its product protein FAM107B-like. Gene Ontology annotation, biological process: actin filament bundle assembly; actin filament polymerization; regulation of actin cytoskeleton organization. Gene Ontology annotation, cellular component: synapse; stress fiber; neuron projection. NCBI's taxonomy places the organism in Eukaryota, Metazoa, Chordata, Actinopteri, Cyprinodontiformes, Goodeidae. The record is from RefSeq and is a predicted model, not a curated record. The transcript is spliced from 6 exons. Bases 1844 to 2380 code for a protein of 178 amino acids.